CCCUUCUCGUCAACUAUCCCAUCUCUCUCCCCCUCCAAACACCUCACUAUAACCUCCAAUGUAACCCAAAAACUCUCCAUAAAUAACGUUGGGAUCUCUGACGUUCCCAUUUUUGAUGAUGGGUUUGUCAUAGUCUACACAAUUGACAAUUUCUUCGACUUGAACUUCACACUUAACCUCACAAAUUCGACCAACACUAAACCAACAUCCGAUUUCCAAUGCCUUAAGUUAGAAACAAUCUCCCGGUUUGAAGACGUAUCCAGGCUGUUGAAGUCCAGAGGCUACUCGAUUGUCGGCACGUUUCUUGAGUUGCAGCUUAUGGGAUUUCUUGAUCACGGAGGGUUCUCAGAGGAUGUCAUGAAGUGGACUGUUUUUGCUCCAGUAGACGAAGAGUUAGUGCAGUUCUCUGGGGAUUUUCUUAGUUACUUUUCAUUAUUCAUGAGGCAUGUUGUGCCGUGUAAAGUGGGGUGGAGUGAUAUUGAAGAAAUGGUGAAUGGGACUGUUGUUUCCAAUAAUGUCAAGGGGUUUAGUCUGGAGAUUACAAGGGAUGAAAAUGAUGAGAUAUUGAUGGUGAAUGGAGUUGACAUAAUGUUUCCGGACAUGUAUGAGAGUGAAUGGUUAGUCAUUCAUGGGAUAAGAGGGGUGAUUGCCCUGCCAGAGAAUACAGAGGAUCAGGACACUGAAUCAAUAGAGGAGUUCCCUGUGGAGAAAGUUGAGGCUCCGGAUCCUGAAUCAAUGGAGGAUUUCCCUGCAGAGAAAGUUGAGGCUCCAGAACGUGAGGAAUUUUAAGGUUGGCUCCUCGGAUUGAUAGUUUCCAUGGAGGUUAAGAAAUUAGUAACGGAAACGAUGGUGUUUGUCUAUUUCUUGAAUUUUCUUUAUGCAUUUUUUGAAGAAUUUUGUUUCUGGAAAGAAAUUGGAGUUUUACUGUUCGUAAACUUGGAAAUGCCAUUGUAUUGUCAAUUCUUCUAGAGUCCCUGACGUCGAGUUUGCUUUCUUUCCAAGUGCUUUAUUGUUUGUUUUGGUAGGAAUACAAUGUUGUGAUGGUGAAUGUCAGGGAAAGUGUAGAAUGCUAUUUGAAAGUAAGUUGC
Messenger RNA from Sesamum indicum (sesame), 1088 nucleotides. RefSeq names its product putative fasciclin-like arabinogalactan protein 20 (gene FLA20). The record is from RefSeq and is a predicted model, not a curated record. NCBI's taxonomy places the organism in Eukaryota, Viridiplantae, Streptophyta, Magnoliopsida, Lamiales, Pedaliaceae.